CUCGUCUCGCUCAGCGGGUCCCCCCUCCCUCUCCGGUUCUGGGUUCAGGGUGAGCCGUUGAGCGGAGGGCCCGCGCGCCGCCCCGAGACUUGAGGGAGGGGGAAGGCCCAAAAACGGGAGAGGGGGAAAGUCACCCUUGGAGAAUAAGACGGAUAAGAGUUUGUGAGCCAAGCCGAGGCCGGGCCGGCGCUGCCUCGUGGGCGGUAGAAGUGGAGGGACGGCUCUCCUCCCCCCUCACGGAAAGCGCGACGCCGAAGCGAGGAGUUCCAUUUUAGCUGUGCAGAAUUCUUGUAAUGCAGAGAAUAGCAAAAAUGGCUCAGGCAGCUAUGGCAGCAGCAUCCAGCCACGACGAGGACUCCUCUGAAAGCCGAAUGGUUGUAACAUUCCUCAUGUCAGCCCUUGAGUCAAUGUGUAAAGAACUUGCCAAGUCUAAGGCAGAAGUUGCCUGUAUUGCCGUGUAUGAAACAGAUGUGUUUGUGGUAGGAACUGAGAGAGGAAGAGCUUUUGUCAAUACAAGGAAAGAUUUUCAGAAGGAUUUUGUGAAGUACUGUGUUAACGAAGAAGCAAAGGCUGCAGAGCUGCAAAAAAUGAAAUCGACCUCACUUGAUAACAGGAUGACGGUAGAUAUUGUGGAAAUGGAAGCCCUCAGGAAAUCUGUGGAGGACUACUUCUGCAUUUGUUAUGGAAAAGCUUUAGGAAAAUCAACAGUAGUUCCUGUACCGUACGAUAAGAUUCAGAGGGACCCCUCCGCUUUGAUGGUGCAUGGCCUCCCAGAAGGACUUGCCUUCAAGCAUCCGGGCAGCUACGAUGCCACCACACUGAAAUGGAUUCUGGAAAACAAAUCCGGGAUCUCAUUUAUCAUCAAAAGGCCUUUCCUUGAGCCAAAGAAGCAGCUUGGACCUCGCAUGGGAGACGCCUCCCACACAAUAACAUCCCCAGGUGGAAGUUGUCCUCCCAUCCAAGUGAAAACUGAACCCAGUGAAGAUUCUGGACUCGAAAUGGUAACAGUAAAGGAAGAAUCGGAGGAUCCAGACUAUUAUCAGUUUAACAUUCCAGCAGGUCCUUCAGAAACUUCGGCGAUUGAUGAGAAAAUCGCCAUGGCAAAGUCUUACACAGGGAGCAACCAGGGUUCCGAUUGCAGUGAAGGAACAGAUGUGGAAUUGCCAGUAGAAGAUUCUUCUCAACAUGCCACUUCUGAAACAAGUGAGGAUCCUGAAGUGGAAGUGACCAUUGAAGAUGAUGAUGACUAUUUACCACCCCAUAAGAAAACCAAGAGCAUAGAACCAGCACCUGAUACUACCAAUGCUGGAAGGAGAAAAGCCAGAGAGUUCAAUUUUGAGAAGUGGAAUGCCCGAAUUACAGACUUGAGAAAACAAGUUGAAGAGUUAUUUGAAAGAAAAUAUGCUGAAGCUAUUAAUGCAAAAGGCCCAGUUUCUAUACCAUAUCCACUCUUCCAGUCCCAUGUUGAAGAUUUGUAUGUGGAAGGGCUACCAGAAGGAAUUCCAUUCCGAAGGCCCUCUACUUAUGGGAUCCCUCGCCUCGAAAGGAUCCUACUGGCAAAGGAACGGAUACGAUUUGUGAUUAAGAAGCAUGAUUUGCUAAAUUCAACUCGAGAAGAUCUCCCAUUAGACAAACCUGUGGCAGGAGUAAAAGAAGAGUGGUAUGCCCGAAUCACUAAAUUAAGGAAGAUGGUAGAUCAGUUAUUCUGCCGAAAAUUUGCUGAGGCACUGGGGAGCACUGAACCGAAAGCUGUUCCUUAUCAGAAAUUUGAGGCGCACCCCACUCAUCUUUAUGUUGAGGGUCUACCAGAGAACAUUCCAUUUCGGAGUCCAUCCUGGUAUGGUAUUCCUCGGCUGGAGAAAAUCCUUCAAGUGGGCAACAGGAUAAAAUUUGUAAUAAAAAAGCCGGAACUGCUAACUGUCACUCCAUCCGACGUUGCUCAGCCAAGAACAAACAUGCCUGUCAAAGAAGAUUGGAAUGUCAGAAUCACAAAAUUGAGGAAGCAAGUAGAAGAAAUCUUUAAUUUGAAAUUUGGGCAAGCUUUGGGUCUUAAUGAAGCAGUGAAGGUUCCUUAUCCUGUCUUUGAGUCAAACCCUGAAAAUUUGUACGUUGAAGGUUUGCCUGAAGGCAUCCCUUUUCGAAGUCCCACAUGGUUUGGAAUCCCACGUCUGGAAAGGAUUGUCCGUGGAAGUGGAAAAAUCAAAUUUGUGGUGAAAAAGCCAGAACUCGUCACUUCUUACUUGCCUCCUGGAUUGGCUAGUAAGGUGAAUACUUCAGGAUCCCAGAGUCCAAAUAGCUCAAGUCCUGUAAGCAACUCCAAGGUUCCAGAGAUUGAAGUUACUGUCGAUGAAGGUCUUGCUACUAAGACGCAGACCCCCGAAGUCAGAACUAAUCCUCAAACCAAUGGAUCCAAUGUUGGUUUCAAGCCAAGAGGAAGAGAAUUUUCUUUUGAGGCCUGGAAUGCCAAGAUUACUGACUUGAAGCAAAAAGUUGAAAACCUUUUCAAUGAAAAAUGUGGGGAAGCUCUUGGCCUGACUGAGCCUGUGAAAGUCCCAUUUGCACUCUUUGAAUCUUACCCUGAAGAUUUCUAUGUCGAAGGCCUGCCUGAGGGCGUGCCAUUCCGGCGCCCAUCUACAUUUGGCAUUCCAAGAUUGGAAAAAAUCCUCAGAAACAAAGCUAAGAUAAAAUUUAUCAUUAAAAAGCCUGAAAUGUUCGAGGCAGCAGUUAAAGAAAACGCCACUGUUGUUCCAAGCCCUCAAAGAAGAACCAGUUUAUCUAAUACUGUGAUAAAUCCAGUCAGUGUGCCCGACCCAGUGGUGAACACAGCAGCUGGAGUGGAAGAUCUUAACAUCAUUCAAGUGACAAUACCAGAUGAUGACGAAAGAACCUCCAAAGUAGAGAAGGCUCGACAGCUGAGAGAGCAAGUGAAUGACCUCUUCAGUCGGAAGUUUGGGGAAGCCAUUGGUAUGGGAUACCCAGUGAAAGUCCCAUACCGAAAAAUCACUGUCAACCCUGGCUGCGUGGUGGUGGACGGAAUGCCCCCUGGCGUGUCAUUCAAAGCUCCCAGUUAUCUUGAAAUCAGUUCCAUGAGGAAAAUUUUGGAUUCAGCCGAGUUCAUCAAAUUUACUGUCAUUAGACCAUUCCCUGGACUUGUAAUGAAUAACCAAGUUACCGAGAAAGCUGAACCAGAAGCACCAGCUGCACCAGCCCCGGAACCAGCAGCGCAAGAGCCAGUUGAACCAGACCAAAUAGUAGAAGUAUCUGUGGAGGAUGAUUCGGUACAGACUGAAGAAAACACUCCAAUAAAACAGGAACCAGAUCCAACGUGGUAGACAGCAUCAGCAUUAGGUCAAAAGCAUCCAGAAUUGCGAAGAGUUUGCUGGGACGGCUCUGGGCUGUGUAAUAUAACUGUAUAAGAGAAGUACCUUCUAUAUACCCUCCCUCACUUCCCUCACUCCUGCCCUCCUUUUUUUAAUUUUAACUUUUAGAUAGAAAUGUCUACUUUGUUCAAAAGUCCCGGGAUUUUGACAUGAAGCAAUGAAAAUGUCUUCACAAUGGCUUACGUUAUUUUAAAGACCUGAUUGGAGGAACAGAUGCUGGACACAUGACUUAAUGAUUGUUAGUUUUUUGUUUUUUAAAUUAAAUGAAAUCAACAGUGAUUUACAUUUAAAAAAAUAAAGAAAACCUGCCUUUCUGAGUAAAACAGAAUUUUAUUGCCCCUAGAUACAUCUUGGCCUUGAUUGAAGAAGGAAAAAAACUAUGCCUGCUGUAGUUCAGAUUGUCAGGGGUUUGUUUUGUCUCCCCCCCCCCUCUGCUGGGGGGGGAGUUGAGAUGGGAGGUGGGAGGGGGUGGGAUUUGAAAUUAUUCACUGCAGUUUUCAUUCUCUUUCUCCUUUAAUGGCUAAUUGAAUAGUAUCUGUAUAUUUGAAAUAAUUUUUUCCUAUGAUAUAUAUCUCUCAACUCAUAUGUUUUUAAUAAAAGCUGGUUUUCCUGA
Eublepharis macularius is the source of this 3993-nucleotide messenger RNA. RefSeq names its product general transcription factor IIi (gene GTF2I). Gene Ontology annotation, cellular component: nucleus. The record is from RefSeq and is a predicted model, not a curated record. Bases 294 to 3332 code for a protein of 1012 amino acids. Gene Ontology annotation, molecular function: DNA-binding transcription factor activity. The transcript has 36 exons. NCBI's taxonomy places the organism in Eukaryota, Metazoa, Chordata, Lepidosauria, Squamata, Eublepharidae.